This is a messenger RNA of Larimichthys crocea (large yellow croaker), 4498 nucleotides long. It is a transcript of the gene hoxb9a, whose product is annotated as homeobox B9a. NCBI's taxonomy places the organism in Eukaryota, Metazoa, Chordata, Actinopteri, Sciaenidae. The transcript is spliced from 2 exons. Gene Ontology annotation, biological process: proximal/distal pattern formation; regulation of transcription by RNA polymerase II; embryonic skeletal system morphogenesis. Gene Ontology annotation, molecular function: RNA polymerase II cis-regulatory region sequence-specific DNA binding; DNA-binding transcription factor activity, RNA polymerase II-specific. The coding region runs from base 389 to 1243 and encodes 284 amino acids. The record is from RefSeq and is a predicted model, not a curated record. Gene Ontology annotation, cellular component: nucleus.
GGGAAGAUAGAGAAAGAGAGAGAGAGACAGACAGAGAGAGGGAGAGAGAGAUUGAUUUACGCUCCAUUGACGCUUUAUCAGGCUCGAAGAAACAGUCCGGCCAAUCACUUUGCGCCUCACGCACAGACCCCGACAAACCCCCGCGCACCCAGUGCGAGGCUGAAGGCUGUAGCACUUUGUUUCGCUAUAGUGAGCAAGUUGUCUGAAAGGAAGGAGGCUAGAGAGGGAGAGAGAGGGAGGGAGAGAGAGAGAUAGAUAGAUAGAGAGAGAGAGAGAGAGAGAGAGAGAGAGAGAGAGAGAGAGAGAGAGAGGAAAGAAAAUCUCGUAAUGUCUCUCUUCUUGUUCUCCAUUUAGUGAACUCGCGGCGUUUCGCAGAUAAUGUCCGAGAAUGUCCAUUUCUGGGACUUUGAGCAACUAUUACGUGGACUCCAUCAUAAGUCACGAGAGCGAUGAACUCUCAACCCCGGCUCGUUUUCCCACCAGCGUCCAGUAUUCCGGCUCCAGCUCCGCCGCCGCAGCCGCUGGCGGGAGGCAACCCGGCGGCGCAGCGCACGGGGAGCAUCCCCAUCCCGAGUCGUACCCAUCCUGUAGCUUCCAGCCGAAACCUCCGGUCUUCUCAUCGUCCUGGAGCCCGUUCAGUCCGCACCACGGUGCCAGUGGUCUCCCUACUGUCUACCACCCUUACAUUCCAGCCCAGCACGUGCCCGCCGCGGACACACGGUACCUACGCUCAUGGCUGGACUGCGCGCCGCGCGGCUCCGAGUCUGUCCCGGGGCAGGGCCAGACGGGGCAGGUCAAGCUGGAGCCUCAGCUCGGUCAUCUCGGCGGGGAGAUCCCACCUAAAAUCGGCGGACAGCACCAGCACGAGACCACCACUUACAUCCUGGAGUCGACGUCCACGGCGGCGCGAGAGCUAAGCCACCAUCCGGCCGCCAUCCCGGGAGCAGGCUUCGAAGAAAAUAAGGACAUUUGUGAAGGGAGUGAGGACAAAGACGGCCUGGAUCAAAAUGACCCCUCGGCCAACUGGCUCCACGCGCGUUCCUCCAGGAAGAAGCGAUGCCCGUACACCAAAUACCAGACGCUCGAGCUGGAGAAGGAAUUCCUCUUCAACAUGUACCUCACGCGGGACCGGCGGCAUGAGGUUGCGCGCGCUCUCAACCUGACUGAGAGGCAGGUGAAGAUCUGGUUCCAGAACCGGAGGAUGAAAAUGAAGAAACAGAGCAAAGACCAACCCAAGGACUAACCGGACUCUCGCACAUACACAUUCAGACGCACAUGCACGCACGCUCACACCAUGUAUCCAACAUAAAGUCCCCGAUUUGUUAUAAUCUAGAACAAAAUGGCCUUCCCCAAAAAACUGCAAACACACACACACACACACACAUAUAUAUAUACACACACACACACACACACACACACACACACACACACACACACACACACACACAUACACGCACACACACGUACACGCACACACACACACGCACACAUCUGCUGUUUCCAAUUUGUUUUAACCUUCGGGCACUAACGUGAGCUUCAGUCUAAUCACACCAAUCUAUACAACUGAUCAAUGGCUUUAUUGAUCCCUAACAGACGCUGAGGACGCCGCCACGUUAACUCGGAAGUGAUAAGAAGGUCUGACGUUAGAGGAAGGUCGGAACUUUGGAAUCAUUUGAGUUUGUGGUCGCGAGGAAUGUUGGGUAAAAAACCCACAGACCAGCUUCUGGAUCUGCUCUCAUGAAACUGUUUGAAGAUGAACUGACAGCUCAUGUUCUUCCUUCAUGCUUUUAUAUUACGCUAUUAUUUAGGCUUUGAUAUUACGCUCCAUUAUGGAAGGGAAGAUGGCAGCAAACCGCCAUGGAAGACUGGUGUGUGAGUGUGUGUAUGGUGGGUCGGGGGGGCUUUUUUUCUCAAGCACUACUCUUCCUUUUAUUAGUUAUUUAUUGUUCCGUGGCUGACACCGGAGGCGCGCGGAGGUGCUGAAACCGGGGUUUCACUUGGCCAUUAAUAAGCACGAAGGGUGGAGGGUGAUGUACACACACACACACACACACACACACACACACACACACUGGUGCUCAUCCUCUUUUUUUCUUCUUCUCCUAUUUUCUAGUUUCUCUCAUUGCUGGCAGAAUUUGAUUAGAAAGCGCCUGAUCGUCGGCGUUGAUACAAGCAGCAAGCCGCCGUUUGUUUCCCGGUUGUCGGCCUAGUAAUGAGCAGAUACCGAAGAGGGAGGAGGGCAGGAGGGGGAGGAGGGUAGGGAAUGAUGGGGUGGCCGAGGGUGUUAACCCGACUCAGCAACCGGGGAUCCGAUUAGGCUGCUGUCGAUAUCUUGGAUCCCCGCCCUUCAGCUACCUCUCCCGAUGCUUUAUGAGCUACAGCGGCGGCUCAUCUGCGGCCUUUUAUCGGCUAUCGAUAGUCGUCCCCUCCGCGCCACAUGAGCCUGGAGUUAACAGGGUUUAUCUGAGAGGAGACACAGCAAAAAGCACCAGAUUUCUCUUUCAAAAAAAAAAUUAUAUUCAAUUUUUUUUUAAAUAAGAAAUACAGUUUUGUGUGAACCCACGUCCCCGGUGAAGUCGGCCGUGAUCUGCUUUGACUCUCCAGACGAUGAAGAUAGUUCUGGUUUCUUCUACUAAAAUCCUGACCCUGCAUGCUUUCACUCUGUAGCAGCAUUAAAGAUGAAUUAGACUGGCCUAAACUAAUUAUGAAGAUGUAAACAUGCUUAUUUCAGAUUCUAGUGCGCACAAAGUCCAUGCGCGCACGCAGCGUUCUCCUGCGCCAAACAUCUCCAUCUCCUCCGCCACCAUCUCCCACUCUUUAUUUAACGUUCUUCUUAUUUUGCAUUUCAAGAAAGAAUCUGCUCUAUUUUUAUACAUACAGUAUGUUGUGUAUUAUCUGCUAUGCAAGGCUGGUUUCUCUCUCAUUUCAGGAAAUAGACUGACAGUGGUUGCGACCUGGGAGUGAAGACAUAGCGCUCACACGUUUAUUCACAGUAUCUGUUGAGUUUUAUUUCCCUGAAAAUAUAAUUCCUAGAGGUUCUAUAUACGCUCAUAUCAACAAACAUAGCCCAACAGAACACUUUGAGAUUUAUCCCCGCGUGAAAAAAAACGCCUCCGCAAAUGUGUCUACAUUUAAUAGCUCGGAGUAUUGUCUGGUUAGACUUCAGUUUAUGCAGAGUUUUAUGGAUCUGAGUGUUAAAAUAUGAAGAGGACGUGUUUGGGAGGCAGGUCUGCUACUUUGGCGUUAUUUGAAGUGUCGGGCGUAGUUAAAUGGCGUCCGACGGCAGUUUUAUGGACGGAUCAUAAACAACACAUAGGCUUUACAACGUUUACAACAGUGUGUGUGUGUGUGUGUGUGUGUGUGUGUGUGUGUGUGUGUGUGUGUGUGUGUGUGUGUGUGUGUGUGGUGUUAGGAUGUAGCGGCUUGCAGAUCACAGGCUGCUUGUGUACCAACAUUGUAAAGAUUAGUCACGUAUAUAGGCCUACAGAGUUUACGCACACUUGCGUGGAUUUCUUUUGCCUCCAUUUUUUUUCUUCUCAUUUCACACAGAACUGAACGGGUGUACAACCAGACUUUGUUUUUUUUUUGUAAAAAAUUUUGUUUGUUUUAUUUUGCAAAGUCUUAAAAGAGACAUUUUCUCGACAAGCAGCAUCAAAUCCUCUAUCUACGAGUAAAAAUGUUUACAUGGUUUGCGCAUGCCUCGAGUCAUUUUCGUCAUUCGAAGUCGUCGUUUAGCUCUUUGUGUGUUCUAUCUGUCGGAGGGGAAUGCUUACAGAAGAAGAAUUAAAAACAGACUAAAUAGAAGUUUCUUGAUAGGAAAUAUUUCUAAUUUAUUGUAUAUAAAGUGAGUAACCUCGUCUUUUUUUUCUUAUUGGAAUGAGUUCAAUAUGCUGAUUAUUGUUUUGUCUUAUUGGAACAUGGCAUCUUACUGUAAUAUAGAUGAUUUUCCUCUUUUUGUCUGUCAUGUUCUUUACAUUCUGUUCUCCAUGUUGUUGUGCCGACUGUCUGAAUGAUCUGUUCUCACGUCAGUCCGAUGAGCUCUUCUAUGAUUUGUUUUAAAUGGUGAGAGGUGAUGAGUAUUGGGACAGAGAGGACGAAGAGGUUUGACUCAAAAGACUUUUUCUAUUUACUUCCUGCCCUUUCUAUGACUUUCCCCCCGCGCCCUGUCCCAGUAUUUACUCUCCUGACUGGGGGAACAAAGUUUCUGGAGUGUUUGCAGUUGAUAAAUGUGGACAUGUCAUUUUAUUUUCCCUCUGCUUUUUUUUUUUUUUUUUUUUUUUUUUUUUUUUUUUAAUGAGACAAAUCUAAGCCAUGUGGCCACAGUAAAGGCUUUAUUAACGAGCAGGCGAACUCCAGUCACUCUGAUCCUCUCCUCCAUGUGAAAUGUUCCCUUCUUGUAUGUUUAUUCCUUCUCUUUCUCUGUGUUGUUGUCUCUUUGUUUCGUUGUGCGAUGGCACUGCUGAUGCUGGAUUCCUAUUAAAGAGACUUUACAGUACGA